Rotaria sp. Silwood2 is the source of this 2295-nucleotide messenger RNA. Lineage: Eukaryota; Metazoa; Rotifera; Eurotatoria; Philodinida; Philodinidae. The record is from the annotation of a GenBank genome assembly.
AUGGAUACUGCUAUUACUACGACUGCUAAUACUAUUGCAGGUAUGACAUUAUCGUCUUCAGUUUCUGAAAGCUUGUAUAAUCAAACAUUAAAUAUACUUCGUUCGAGUGAAAAUACGCUAUGUCACAUAGUUGAACAAUUAAACAGCGAAUCAUUACAAUCAUCUUCUACACUGGAUGAUUUAACACAAUAUCGUAAUUUUUUUCGACAUGAAAUCAAAUCAGUUGAAAAGUUAGAGUUACGUAUGGCUAUUGUUGGUACUAUGAAAGCUGGUAAAUCAACAAUAUUGAAUGCAAUUAUGGGUUAUGAUUUAUUACCAUCAAGAAAUACAGCUAUGACAACGUUACCGACAGAAAUAUUAUUCAGUCAACAUACUAAAGAACCACAGUUAAUAUUAAAAUCAGAACUAAUAACUAUGAUUCAUGAGAUUGGUAGACAAUUGCAAUUAAAAGAUAAUCAAUAUAAUUUAGAAAUUCGAUUGCGAAACGAAGAAGAUUUAAUUAAAAUGGUGAAGAAUAUAUCGACCGGUGAUCUGAUGAUUUUAGCAACAGAAACAUAUGAAAAUUCAAAAAUUGUUGACAGUCUAAAAUAUAUUAAUGAUGUAGUACGUAUAUCAAUUAUGCUAAAUAUAGAAAACUCAAUCAAUUAUACAUGGAUCCCUCGUCUAAAAGUGCCACUACCGCAUGCAUUUUCGUGCCCACAAGGUGAAUUCAUAAUUAUUGAUACACCAGGACCGAAUGAUAGCAAUUUAUCUGCUCACUUGAGACAAAUUGUGAUUUCAGAACUGCGAAAAGCUACAUUAAUAUUAGUUGCACUUGAAUUUAUUGGAUCGAAUUCCAAUGACGAAGCAAAACUUAAAGAAGAUAUCGAAACUAUACGUGAAUAUAGAAACACUGAUAGUACAGCGUAUCUAUAUGCAUUAGUUAAUAAAGUUGAUCAACGUAUAGAAGGUAAACAUAAUUCAAUUGAACAAACGAAGGCUGCAGUAGCAAUGAAAUAUAAAAUACCACUGACUAAUGUUCAUGAAAUAUCUGCUAUGAACGCAAUACUAUCAUAUACAUUUCGUCAAGAAUAUGAAGAACUUGGAAAGAAGUCGGAUGUUACACAUGAAACAUUGAUGAGCAAAACAAAGUCUUAUAAAAUGUUUAUGCAACAAGCCUUGGGUCAAGCAUGGGAACAAGCUGCAGAGUAUAUCAACGUGACGUUACUACCAAAUAUUGCUGAAAAAUUAUGGAAAAAAUCAAAUUAUGAUUCUUUUUUACACAAUGCAUUGGGUAUAGUUAGUCAACAUGUUGUGCCAAUCUGUUUAACAAUGGCACUGCUGAAAUGCAAUUAUUACAUAGAAAAGUGCUAUGAAAAGAUUAAUAUUAGGAAAUCUUGUUUGGAUAUUGGUGAAAAAACAUUGUUUGAAACUGUAAACCGUUUGAAGAAAGAACAACAACAACUUGAUUCGAGCCGCACGGAAGCAGAAAAAGAUCUUCGUCAAUGGCAAAGUAACGUUGUUGAAUAUAUAAAAAGCCCGUUUGAUGAGGCCAGAAGUAAAAGUAUGCAGUCUGUGGCCGAGAUUCUUGACGAUAAAUCGACGAGACAUAACCAUUGUCAUUGGAAAAAAUUACUUCAUGGCAAAGAUAUAUUAUACUUUAGCGCAAAAGAGGAAGCAGACUUAUUUUUCGAAACAUUUUUCCACAGUAUAAAAGAUAUCAGCGAAGAUUUAAUGCAUGCAUUGAGCCGAGAUAUAAACUCACAAAUAACUAGAAGGUGUUUAGCUUUCAGAAAACAGCUACAAUCGAUAACUAAUGAUAUUUGUGAGAGUAUUGGCAUGCGUCUAAAAUUAUUACUUGGUUUUGAAAUUAUUCCAUUGGAAAGUUCAUCAAAUCCAUUGAAUGUGGCCUAUUUAUCAAGAGCUCUGAUACAAACAGAAGUACCGAUAUGCCGUAGGCUUUGGUACUUUUUGUGGUUGGUUAAAGGCACAUAUAAAUUAAAAGUUAACCAAUUAUCAAAGAAGCAAUUAGAACAUGUUGCGAUAGACGCAUUGCAAGACAAUUUAAAAGAAGUAGAACAGUAUGCAGCUGAUGAAGCAAAAGAACGAGUAGAAACUGUAUUUAGUUCACAUUUCGAUUCAAUCGACAGGUAUUUGUUAGAACAAUCCAAUAAUAUACGAGCAGCCAUUGAUGAUAAAAAGGUUGAAAGAAACGUUAUUGAAAGACAAUUUGAUUUGAUUUUGAACGAAUUAAAUGAAAAUAAGGAAAAGAUUCAAAAUACAUUGCAAGCAGUCAACACAUAUUUCAGACAAUGA